AUGGCGGGGCAGCACGGAGAGACCCCCGAGGGACAGCGCGGAGAGACCCCCGAGGGACAGCGCGGAGAGACCCCCGAAGGGAAGCACGGCCGGAACCCCGAAGGACAGCACGGCCGGAACCCCGAAGGGAAGCACGGAGAGACCCCCGAAGGGAAGCACGGCCGGACCCCCGAAGGGAAGCACGGAGGGACCCCCGCAGGGAAGCACGGAGAGACCCCCGAAGGGAAGCACGGAGAGACCCCCGAAGGGAAGCACGGAGAGACCCCCGAGGGACAGCACGGCCGGACCCCCGAAGGGAAGCACGGAGAGACCCCCGAAGGGAAGCACGGAGAGACCCCCGAAGGGAACCCCGGCCCCCCCCGGCUGCGGGACCCCGCGGGCACAGCCGCAGCGCCCACGGGGGCGGUGCUGAGGAAGACGGUGCUGAGGAAGAAGAAGGUGCUGAGGAAGAAGAAGGUGCUGAGGAAGAAGCCGGAGGCUCCGGAGGCUCCGCAGGAACCGCCGUGUCCCCCCCUGGGGCUGGAGUCCCUGCGGGUGCUGGACUCGCAGCUCCGGGCGUCCAGCCACAAACGGCUCGGGCUGGGAGCUCACCGCGCCCGCCUCAACAUCCAGUCGGGUCUGUCGGACGGCGAUCCCUUCGACGGCGGUUGGUGCGCGGCGCGCGCGGACACGGAGCAGUGGCUGCAGGUGGACGCGGGCGGCCCCACGCGCUUCACCGGCAUCGUCACCCAGGGGCUCAACUCCAUCUGGACCUACCAGGGGGUGACGUCCUACAAGGUGCAGGUCAGCAACGACUCACACACCUGGAGGCCGAGCCUCAACGGCAGCCAGGAGGCGGUGUUUCCCGGGAACAAAGACCCCGAGACGCCGGUGCUGAACCUGCUGCCGUCUCCCCUCGUGGGCCGAUUCCUGCGCAUCAACCCCCAGAGCUGGUUCCCCAACGGCACCAUCUGCCUGCGGGCCGAGGUUCUGGGCUGUCCCGUGCCCGACCCCAGCGAUGCCCGCUCCUCGCAGCCCCCGCCCGAAGCUCAGCUGGAUUUCCGCCACCACAACUACAAGGAGAUGAAAAAGCUGAUGAGGAGGGUGAGCGAGGAGUGCCCCGACAUCACCCGCGUGUACAGCAUCGGGCAGAGCUCCCGCGGGCUGCGCCUGCUCGUCAUGGAGAUCUCGGACAACCCCGGGCAGCACGAGCUCGGAGAACCGGAAUUCCGCUACGUGGCCGGGAUGCACGGCAACGAGGUUCUGGGCCGGGAGCUCCUGCUGAACCUGAUGGAAUUCCUGUGCCGGGAAUUCCGGCUGGGCAACCCCCGCGUGGUGCAGCUGGUGACGGACACGCGCAUCCACCUGCUGCCCUCCAUGAACCCCGACGGAUACGAGACCGCCUACAAACUGGUGGCCGCAGAGAUGCGGGCGGUGAUCUCAUGGAUGCAGCAGUACCCGAAACCCCUCAAAGUCCCCCAAAACCCCUCUGUUGCCGCGGAGACGCGGGCGGUGAUCUCGUGGAUGCAGCGCUACCCGUUCGUGCUGAGCGCCAACCUGCACGGAGGGGAGCUGGUGGUCACGUACCCGUUCGACAUGAGCCGAACCCCGUGGCUGGCCCAGGAGCUCACCCCGACACCGGACGAUGCCGUGUUCCGCUGGCUCGCCACCGUCUACGCCAACGCCAACCCCGCCAUGGCCAACGGCAACAACCGCAGGUGCCACCACGAGGAUUUCACGCGCUUCGGUAACAUCAUCAACGGAGCCCAGUGGCACACAGUGGCUGGCAGUAUGAACGAUUUCAGUUACCUGCACACCAACUGCUUCGAGAUCACCGUGGAGCUUUCCUGCGACAAAUUCCCGCACGCGUCCGAGCUGCCCCACGAGUGGGACAACAACCGCGAGUCUCUGCUGCUCUUCAUGGAGCAGGUGCACCGUGGCAUCAAGGGCGUGGUUCGGGACGAUGACACCGAGCAGGGCAUCCCCAACGCCAUCAUCUCCGUGGAUGGCAUCAACCACGACAUCCGCACCGCCUCGGGCGGUGACUACUGGCGGCUGCUGAACCCGGGCGAGUACGAGGUGACGGCGCGGGCCGAGGGCUACGAGGCGGCCACGCGGCCGUGCCGGGUCUACUUCGAGAACGUUCCCACGCCGUGCAGCUUCCGCCUGGCGAGGGCGAGGAGCCGCCACCGGCCCGGGGGGACCCGCCCGGGCCCCGACCCGGCCCUGCGGCUGCAGCGGCUGCGCCUCCGCCGCCUGCGAGCCCACGGCCGCGGGCACUGA
Molecule: messenger RNA, 2262 nt
Organism: Pseudopodoces humilis (Tibetan ground-tit)
Lineage: Eukaryota; Metazoa; Chordata; Aves; Passeriformes; Paridae
Source: RefSeq, a predicted model, not a curated record